GUCCAAGCGGCAUCUCCCGAGCUCUUACUUUCGCCAAUUACUUGCUGAGCAACAGCUAUUCUGCUGGUGAGUUCGAGUCAUUUCGUCUCCUCCAAAGCCGGGCAACUCGCUGGCUCCGUCUCGUCCUUUUUGCGCCACCCCCACCACGUCGGGCAUCCCAUCCUAGACGUGGACGAGGAGCUUCCGCACUGCCCGCGAUGGCCGAGAUGGAGCUUUAGUAAUGGCUCCGAGCUGUCUUUUGUUUCUUUCUUUAUAUACUGCGGUUGCUGCUUCCCAUCGGCUUCUCUUGGCUGCCGCUUGAGCUCAUCAUUGGUGCUGAAUUGGAGAGCCGAGUUGAACCUGAGCAAACACGCCAAGUCUAGUCGACGUGGUGACCUGAUCCUUGUUCCAUUGCAAUCAAUCCCGGCGUCUUUAUUAACAGCUUGAACCAUUGCCAGACUACCAGCGAUUUAAAGAGUAAAACAAAACAACACAAAACAGACCUCGCAAUGGCUCCGGCAAACACCCUCCCCGCUUGGUCUGAGCUCCAGGCUCAUCGCGACGACGUCGCCAAGAACUUCGUCCUCAAGGAGGCCUUUGCCUCCGACGCCGACCGCUUCGGCCGCUUCUCGCGCACCUUCAAGGCCGCCGGCGUCUCGGCCGACAUCCUCUUCGACUUCAGCAAGAACUUCCUGACCAACGAGACCCUCGACCUGCUCGUCAAGCUCGCCGAGCAGGCUGGCGUCGAGCGCAAGCGCGAUGCCAUGUUCCGCGGCGACAAGAUCAACUUCACCGAGAACCGCGCCGUCUACCACACUGCCCUGCGAAAUGUCGGCGGUUGGGACAUGAAGGUGGAUGGCCAGGACGUCAUGAGCGGCCCCAACGGCGUCAACAGCGUGCUGGAGCACAUGAAGGAGUUUUCUGAAAAGGUCCGAAGCGGCGAGUGGACUGGCUUCAGCGGCAAGAAGUUGACCAACAUUGUCAACGUCGGCAUUGGUGGCUCUGAUCUCGGCCCUGUCAUGGUCACUGAAGCUCUCAAGCACUAUGGUGCUCCCGACAUGACCCUCCACUUCGUUUCCAACAUCGACGGCACUCACAUGGCUGAGGCUCUAAAGGCCUCCGACCCCGAGACCACCCUCUUCCUCAUUGCCUCCAAGACCUUCACCACCGCAGAGACCACCACCAACGCCAACACCGCCAAGUCAUGGUUCCUCGAGAAGACUGGCGGCAAGGGAGACGUUGCCAAGCACUUUGUUGCCCUGUCCACCAACGAGGCCGAGGUCACCAAGUUCGGCAUCGACAGCGCCAACAUGUUUGGUUUCGAGAGCUGGGUUGGCGGCCGUUACUCCGUCUGGAGCGCUAUCGGCCUGAGCGUUGCUCUGUACGUCGGCUACGACAACUUUUACAAGUUCCUCAGCGGUGCCCACGCCAUGGACAAGCACUUCCGCGAGACUCCCCUGAAGGAGAACAUCCCCGUCCUGGGUGGUCUGCUGGGUGUCUGGUACUCUGACUUUUUCCAGGCUCAGACUCACCUGGUUGCUCCCUUCGACCAAUACCUCCACCGAUUUGCUGCUUACCUCCAGCAACUGUCCAUGGAGUCCAACGGCAAGGCCAUCACUUCUGAUGGUUCUACCGCCAAGUACACCACUGGCGCUAUCCUGUUUGGCGAGCCUUGCACCAACGCCCAGCACUCCUUCUUCCAGCUUGUCCACCAGGGCACCAAGCUGAUCCCCGCCGACUUUAUCCUGGCCGCCAAGUCUCACAACCCCAUCCACGACAACCUGCACCAGAAGAUGCUGGCAUCCAACUACUUUGCCCAGGCUGAGGCUCUCAUGGUCGGCAAGACUGACGACCAGCUCAGAGCUGAGGGCACCCCUGAGGAUCUCAUCCCUCACAAGCGCUUCCUUGGUAACCGACCAACUACAUCCAUCCUGGUGGGAGAUGUCAUCGGCCCGGCUGAGCUGGGUGCUCUGAUUGUCUACUACGAGCACCUGACUUUCGUCGAGGGUGCCAUCUGGGACAUCAACAGCUUCGACCAGUGGGGUGUCGAGCUGGGCAAGGUCCUUGCCAAGAAGAUUCUCAAGGAGCUCGACGAGCCCGGCAACGGCGAGGGCCACGACGCUUCUACCGGUGGCCUGAUUGGAGCUUUCAAGCAGUUUGCCAAGAUUUAAAUAGUCAAAAUAUGAAUUAGAAAAAAAGAAGGGAGGGAAAAAAAAAGGGGGGGAGUGGAAAGAGAUUUUGGGAUGACAAAGCAUAACACGAAAGUUAGCAUCUAAAAGACUUGAAAAUUACUAAUGAAAGAGAUCAAAAACAUGCUCUAGUUUCCUACAGAGCUAGAAUUAUUAUCGGUA
Trichoderma asperellum CBS 433.97 is the source of this 2330-nucleotide messenger RNA. NCBI's taxonomy places the organism in Eukaryota, Fungi, Ascomycota, Sordariomycetes, Hypocreales, Hypocreaceae. The record is from RefSeq and is a predicted model, not a curated record.